Trypanosoma conorhini is the source of this 387-nucleotide messenger RNA. RefSeq lists its product as uncharacterized. The record is from RefSeq and is a predicted model, not a curated record. NCBI's taxonomy places the organism in Eukaryota, Euglenozoa, Kinetoplastea, Trypanosomatida, Trypanosomatidae. The transcript has a single exon. Bases 1 to 387 code for a protein of 128 amino acids.
AUGAAUUGGAUUUCAGAAACUAACACGGCAACGGGGACGCUGGGUGUCGACUCACUCAAAUUAUCACGCAGCAGCCAUCACUGCCUGUCAAACUGUGCCGGUGUGGCCCUGCUGUCCCCCCGCAGGCGCCGCACCAGGCGAAGAAUCACGCUGCAGCAGGUGCCCCCAAAACAAACAUCUAACGGAUGCGACGUUCCCGUUCGCCGCGGCGUCCGCCGUCACUCGCCAUUUCCCUCAACGCCAUCGCAGCUAGAAGCGGUGAGUAAAGAAGUGAAAAGGGGAAGAAAAGGAGAACUUGAGUCAAGGCCGUGGCUAAAACCGCCGAAGCGUGCCCCAGCCGGAGCGCGCAACGUUGGGAUGCGUGAAAAACAGCAGUUCACGCUAUAA